This is a messenger RNA of Marmota monax (woodchuck), 684 nucleotides long. Its product is annotated as olfactory receptor 7E178-like. The annotation marks the transcript as partial. Gene Ontology annotation, biological process: G protein-coupled receptor signaling pathway. The record is from RefSeq and is a predicted model, not a curated record. Gene Ontology annotation, molecular function: G protein-coupled receptor activity; olfactory receptor activity. Lineage: Eukaryota; Metazoa; Chordata; Mammalia; Rodentia; Sciuridae. Gene Ontology annotation, cellular component: membrane. The transcript has a single exon.
UCCAACCUGUCCUUGGCUGACAUUGGUUUCAUCUCUACCACGGUCCCAAACAUGAUUGUAAAUAUUCAGACUCACAAUGUCAUCUCCUAUGUGGACUGCCUGACACAGAUGUCCUUUUUUGCCAUUUUUGUCUAUAUGGAUUAUAUGCUUCUGACUGAGAUGGCCUAUGACCGGUUUGUGGCCAUCUGUCACCCCCUACAUUAUCCAAUCAUUAUGAAUCCUCGCCUCUGUGGCUUCUUAGUUUUGGUGUCAUUUUUGCUGAUUCUUUUGGACUUCCAGUUGCACAAUUUGAUGAUCUUAAAAAUUUCCAGCUUCAAGAAUAUGGAAAUUUCUAGUUUCUUUUGUGAUCCUUCUCAACUUCUGAAUCUUUCCUGUUCAGACACCUACUCUAAUAUCAUUGUCAAAUACAUUCUUAUUGUCAUCUAUGGCCUUUUCCCCAUUGCAGGGAUCUUUUUCUCUUAUUACAAAAUUAUUUCCUCCAUUCUGAAGAUCCCAUCCUCAGGUGGGAAGUACAAAGCCUUCUCCACCUGUGGGUCUGACCUGGCAGUUGUUUGCUUAUUUUUAGGAACAGCCUUUGGAGUGUACUUUGGAUCAUCUGUAUCACAUUCUCCUAGAAAGGGUGCAGUGGCCUCUCUGAUGUACACUGUGGUCACUCCCAUGCUGAAUCCUUCAUCUACAGCCUGA